GGGGGGUGGGGGGGUGGCUGUGGGUUUGGGUUGGGCCCCCUGCAGUGGGUUCGGGGGUACCCCCGUUAGCCACCCCAGGAGAGGCUUCCCCAAGGGGGGGGGGGGUGCUGGUGCCCCCCCGGGAGCAGCAGGGAGCCAGCUUACCUCUCUGCUGCGAGGGGCGACGCACCGGGGCGCCCGCCGAGGAGCCCCCCCGCUGCCCUCCUCCACGGGGGACGCGGCCCCCUCGCCCGGGGCCUGCGCCCCGCGCCGGUGGGUGAGGAUGGCCUGGGCGCUGAAGCUGCCGCUGGCGGACGAGGUGAUCGAGUCGGGGCUGGUGCAGGAUUUUGACGCCAGCCUCUCGGGCAUCGGCCAGGAGCUGGGCGCUGGGGCCUACAGCAUGAGUGACGUCCUUGCCCUGCCCAUCUUCAAGCAGGAAGAAUCAAGUUUGCCUCCUGAAAACGAGAACAAAAUUCUGCCUUUCCAGUACGUGCUGUGUGCCGCCACUUCACCUGCUGUAAAGCUCCACGAUGAAACACUCACCUAUCUCAACCAAGGGCAGUCCUAUGAAAUCCGCAUGCUGGACAACAGGAAGAUUGGGGAGCUGCCAGAGAUAAAUGGGAAACUGGUAAAGAGCAUUUUCCGGGUGGUGUUCCAUGACCGGCGGCUGCAGUACACGGAGCAUCAGCAGCUGGAGGGCUGGCGGUGGAACAGGCCUGGGGACAGGAUACUGGACAUAGAUAUCCCAAUGUCCGUGGGCAUCAUCGACCCUCGAGCAAACCCAACCCAGCUCAAUACAGUGGAGUUUCUGUGGGAUCCUUCAAAGAGGACUUCUGUGUUUAUCCAGGUUCACUGUAUCAGCACGGAGUUCACCAUGCGGAAGCAUGGAGGAGAGAAGGGGGUGCCCUUCCGAGUCCAGAUAGACACGUUCAAGGAGAAUGAGAACGGGGAGUACACGGAGCACCUGCACUCUGCCAGCUGCCAGAUCAAGGUCUUCAAGCCCAAAGGAGCCGAUCGGAAGCAGAAGACAGACAGGGAAAAGAUGGAGAAGCGAACACCUCAUGAGAAAGAGAAAUACCAGCCUUCCUACGAAACCACGAUACUCACAGAGUGUUCUCCCUGGCCAGAGAUAACGUACGUCAAUAACGCACCAUCCCCUGGCUUCAACAGUUCCCACAGCAGUUUUUCCAUUGGCGAAGGCAAUGGCUCUCCAAACCAUCAGCCCGAGCCACCCCCUCCAAUCGCAGAUGUAAGUCACACCUCAGAGCUUAUGCUUGUGAACCUCUUGCCCACCAGCACACCCCAGGAGGCCCAACAGUGGCUGCAUCGAAACCGCUUCUCUACUUUUUCUCGGCUUUUCAGAAACUUCUCAGGUGCAGACUUGCUGAAGCUGACCAGAGAAGACGUUAUCCAGAUCUGUGGCCCUGCAGAUGGCAUCAGGCUCUUCAACGCGUUAAAAGGACGGAUGGUGCGGCCCAGACUGACCAUCUACGUGUGCCAGGAGUCCCAGCAGCUGAGGGACCUCCAGCAGAAGCAUGAGGACAGGGACACAGUAACCAGUACUUUUUUUGUGUACCACGCUAUUUAUCUGGAGGAACUGACGGCGGUGGAACUGACGGAAAAGCUGGCCCAGCUCUUCAGCAUUUCCUCCCAACAGAUCAGCCAGAUUUACAAGCAAGGUCCGACGGGGAUACACGUGCUGAUCAGUGAUGAGAUGAUACAGAACUUCCAAGACGAAUCCUGUUUCGUUCUGGACACGAUGAAAGCUGAAACCAAUGAUAGCUACCAUAUCAUCUUAAAAUAGGAGGGGACAGGAUGAGGAGCACCCACGAUCCUCUCGUCGCGCAUGAAGACCCUUCACUUUCAGCACAAGGACACAAGCAGAGAUCUGGAAACUCCUGGGCACCCUCUGGAAAGACCCCGAGCUGUUGGUUACUCGGCUGUCUUUCUCGCAGGGGACCUCCUUGCUCUGGUGGCAUCUAAACGGCCGUUGAUGGUAAUGUGCUGCUUGAUUGCUGGAGCUCCGAGGAUGAAGUUACCAGGUCGCACUCUCGUGUAGCUCUUGGCAGAAAUUUGCCAUUGGGACCUAAGACCUGCGUGAGGGCUUUUUCUGUGGCAGGCAUGCUCUGCUUUUCUGAGAGGCAUCCGCUCUCGUGGUGCUCGCAGACUGGCAGGAGAACAUGAAUUGAACUGGCCCAACAAAGCCAGCUGGCCCUCAGGCACGUGCUGAGCUGAGCAGGUCUCACAUACGCUAUGUACUGUGCUGAUGGAGUGGUAGGCUAGGGCUGGGAUUUUCUUAAAAGAUUUUAAGCUUUCAUUUAAUAUUACAGUGCAUCUGUUAGACAAAGUUGGUGACUUUGUUUUUCUCCUCUCCACCCACCCCGAAAAUGGUGUUGGCUCUGUGUGUGCGGGCGUGGUUGUGGUGCCAUCCUUCUUCCCUUGCGAGUGUAAGGUCUUCAUAUACAGAUUUAGUUACAUAAAGCUGGCGCAAAACGUGGAGUUGGAUAAAGAAAUAGCUAACUA
Messenger RNA from Tyto alba (common barn owl), 2502 nucleotides. It is a transcript of the gene TFCP2, whose product is annotated as transcription factor CP2. Gene Ontology annotation, biological process: positive regulation of transcription by RNA polymerase II. Gene Ontology annotation, cellular component: nucleus. Lineage: Eukaryota; Metazoa; Chordata; Aves; Strigiformes; Tytonidae. Bases 263 to 1783 code for a protein of 506 amino acids. The record is from RefSeq and is a predicted model, not a curated record. Gene Ontology annotation, molecular function: RNA polymerase II cis-regulatory region sequence-specific DNA binding; DNA-binding transcription activator activity, RNA polymerase II-specific. The transcript has 15 exons.